Molecule: messenger RNA, 1408 nt
Organism: Heteronotia binoei (common prickly gecko)
Lineage: Eukaryota; Metazoa; Chordata; Lepidosauria; Squamata; Gekkonidae
Gene: TUNAR
Product: TCL1 upstream neural differentiation-associated RNA
Exons: 3
Coding region: 525-722 (65 amino acids)
Source: RefSeq, a predicted model, not a curated record
UGUAUAUUUCAGACUUAGUCACUUGAGCAAUCAGGAGGGGAGUGAGCUUGAAUGGAUUACAAUAAUACUUGAGCAAGACAGCUGGCAUCUGUAAAGAACUGUCAUCAACAGAGAAGGAAAAGAACAGGAGAUAAUGUCAUUGUUUUCACAGAAGCUAAAAACUGAAGGGCUGGUCCUUUGAGAAAGGGGAGAGCUGAAAAGGUCGAUGGCUUAAACUUUUUAAAAUCUUCUAUACGUGGAAUGGUCUUUCGGAUGACAGCUCAGCUCUGGGGAUGAAGAACUUCUCUAAGCUGAUUGGAAAUGGCAUGGCAGGGCUGAAGCUUCACUGGAGGAAAUAAACCUCCCGACGAGGAAAAUACCAUGUACUGUAAGGCUCUGACUUCUGGUGACAAAUGCAAGUCUAGAGAAAACUUGUCCACUCGGCUGGGAAGGAUGGGUUGGACAAUCUUCACCCAUUCCAAAGGGCGCCUGGAUGCCGUGCUGAGCUUAAUCUCUGCAGCGGGCUUGGUGAUUUUCUCCUCCUGAUGCACUGUCUGGUUAGCCUGAGGAGAAGGGUAAAGAAACUGGCUACCAAGAUGGUAAUCACCAGUGGAAAUGAAGAAGAAAAAGCCAACCAAGAAAAGGAAAGCAAGGAAGAAACCAUCCUGGCAAUGCUGGGAAUCAUCGGGACAAUCCUUAACCUCAUUGUGAUCAUUUUUGUGUACAUUUACACAACGUUGUGAACCACAGAUGCCAAGCCAUUCCAGACAGCUGACACAAGGUGACAGCAAACUGUGGUGCGUUAUUGACACGUGGUUUAACGAGAACAGACGUUUUUGUGUAUUAAGAUGCCAUAAAACCGUUGCCCGCAGGGGGCUGGAGGUUGAAGCACAAUUAAUCUAACAAGACUUUUUUCACAUGGUUAUCAGCAGAACUCUCCCCUGCCUGCCUGCUCUGCCCUUUCUGUUUUAAUUUGUUCUCAAGAAAGAACUGCAAAUAUGUAAGUAUCAGCUCUGGAGGAACCCACUACAGACCGGACAUUUUGAUACAGCCAAAGGAAGAUGGAACAUUCUUGUAAACAGUUUCCAAUGUAUAGCAUAGUCAUGCCCAGAUAUGUUCCACAGAUAGCUAAGUAGCUGUCUUUUUGUGUCUUUUAGAUCACAUCAUCUUCUCUUUUCAUUUACAUUGAAGCUAACAAGCUUUUUUACAUAAAAGAAAUAAUGAAAAUGAGGGACAUAUAAUGCAGUGGCGUGGGUGGGGGGAAACUACCAUUUUGUUGAGCUGCCUGAGAAAGCAAAAGAUGAAACCUUUGGCGAAGUCUGUGACAUGUUUCUUUUCUCUCUCGUCCGCCUGAUAUCUGUCUCUUCAUACCAAGGUUUAUAAAUAUCUAUUUUUAAUAAAUGUGCUAUAUUUUUUAGCAUGAAACAAA